GACAGACGAAGUCACUGUACAACGACUAAAAUCCGGAUCUGUGGGCCUGCCAAUCAUAGAGGGUAAAAUGUCCCAGAUAUACACCUACCGGCGCGUGUCGCCAUGGAGGCGCCACAGGGCGUUCCUUAGCGUCAUGGACGCCAAACUGGCCAACCUCACCACCGCCAAGUACUUCCCCUACAUCACAAAGCCUGUGCAUCUCUUCAAGAAGGGGCACUACUACGACGUUCUUGCUCUUGGCUCUAAUCUGGAGGCAGCAUCGACCAAGCUGUCAAAGGCCAUCGGUCCUCUGGCGGAAAUCGAAGUGGAAGAACCGGAAACUCCUGAAGCACCAGCCGCCGACCAACCCGAAGUCACGGACACAGUCACGGAUCCUGCACCUCCGGUCGCUGAGGAGGUCACCGAGAAAGAGCCAGAAGUCGUUGCAGCACCGGAGCCUCCUGCAGAACAACCCGUUCCGGAACCCGCAGAAGAAGUCGCUACGGACCCAGAAACCUUUGCUAAGGAAGAGGAAGCAGUUGAUGAGGAACCUGAAGUUGUUGCUGAAGAACCCACACCAGUCGCCGAGAAGCCGGAACCGGCUGUGGAAGAGCCUGGGCCGGCUGUGGAAGAGCCUGAGCAGGUUGCUACGGCACCAGAACCUGUUGCUAAGGAACCCAAACCGGAGCCUACACCGGCAGAACCUGCACCUGAGCCCGCUCCUGCUGCAGAUGUGCCGGCACCAGCAGCUGAACCAGAGGCAGCAAAACCUGCUAUAGAGGAGACAAAACCAGAGCCGGAGGCAGCAGCGGCGGAACCUCCGGCACCAGAAUCGGCACCAGAAGCUCCGGCACCAGAAGCGGCAUCUUCCGCACCGGAGGCUACAGCGGCAGAGUCAGUGCCAGCACCGGAAACUCCUGAGGCAGAUCCAGCACCAGCCGCACCGGAAACCCCGGUACCGGAACCUGCAUCAGAGGCCCCAGAAGCAGCACCCGCACCAGAAGUGGCAGCACCGGAAGCUCCUGCAGCAGAGCCAGCACCGGAAGUGGCAGCUCCGGAAGCUCCUGCAGCAGAGCCAGUACCGGAAGUCCCAACAGCAGAACCAGUGGCAGCAGCGGAGGUGGCAGCACCGGAAGCACCAGCACCGGAGGUGGCAGCACCGGAAGCACCAGCACCGGAAGCUGCAGCACCGGAAGCUGCAGCACCGGAAACUCCGGUAGCAGAGCCAGUGCCAGAACCGGAAGCGCAAGCACCGGAAGGAGAACCGGCACCGGAAGCCCCAGCACCAGAACCGGAAGCUCCGGCAGCAGAAGCCCCAGCACCGGAACCUCCGGCACCGGAAGUGUUAACACCAGAAGCACCAGCAGCAGAACCAGCGGCACCGGAAGCAUCAGCACCGAAAGCCGCAGCACCGGAAGCGCCAGCACCGGAAGCAGAACCGGCACCGGAAGUUCCAGCAGCAGAACCAGAAGCCCCAGCAGCAGAACCAGAGGCGGCACCGGAAGCGGCAGCAGAACCAGAGACGGCACCGGAAGCUCCAGCACCAGCAGAAUCACCUGCACCGGAAGCCCCGGCAGAAACCGCAACAGAAGAGAAGCCGGCGCCACCGGUGGCCGAAGAAAAGCCGGCACCAAAACCAGCUGCACCAGCGAAGAAGCCAACGACCACAACCGAUGCCCCGUCCGCGAAGGCAGAACCACUGUGGAAGCAGCAACUCAGGCUCAAGAAAGCCAAAGCAAAGGAAGGAGAGGCCGCAAAGCAGGGUGCGCCAGCACCGGAUUCAGCGAUCAGCAACGCUGCGUAAUUAAGGACUGUCGUUUUGUAUAUAUAUAUAUAAUCUAUCUAGUUUUCGCUUAUGAAGCGGUAUAAUUACAAACUCCCUGAGGAAUGUACAACUGUCGACCAAAGUGAUAUGAAGUCGUGCUUGAAGAAACGGCAACUUCGCUUAUAUAAACGGCACACAGUCAGGGUGACGUCUAUAAAAUGCAUAACAAGAAAAAUUUUAACAAGUAUGUGAUGAAUUCACAUGAUAAUAGGUAUAAUAGGUAUUGCCAAUGGAAGAGUUAUCUUAGGUCUAUUAUAUAAAGAUCUACUGUAUGUAUCAAUGACUUUAUCGAACAUGCACGUGCUCAGCAAACAAAGCAGCAAGGAGAA
Molecule: messenger RNA, 2133 nt
Organism: Branchiostoma belcheri (Belcher's lancelet)
Lineage: Eukaryota; Metazoa; Chordata; Leptocardii; Amphioxiformes; Branchiostomatidae
Product: proteoglycan 4-like
Exons: 3
Coding region: 68-1783 (571 amino acids)
Source: RefSeq, a predicted model, not a curated record